GAGGAGAGGUCAGGAUGAACACAGGGAUCAAUAAGUCUUUGAUUAUAAGAAACCUUUUAUUUUAUUAUCAGAUUAAAGUAUCGAUCAAACUGAACAUCACAGAUUUAUUAAAAACAACAAAACAUGAUGGAUGUGUUUAUUGAUCAAACAUGUUGAUCAGUAAACUAAAUCAGUUUCACAGGACGACCAGGAACAGAGAGUUUAUUCACCUUCAGAUCUGAUCAGACACACACACACACACACACACACACACAGACACACACACACACAGACACACACACACACACACACACACACACACACACACACACUCUGGGCUCUCUGGAGCUCCUCCCCCCGCUCUCUGCUCUGCUGGUUUCUCUUCAGUCUUUAAGGAGCUGCCGCAGCGAACAGACCUGCGCUGAUCCGGAUCAGAUCAGGUCCUCUUUUUCAUUAAGGGUUCUCCAAGUUCUUCAGGGUCUAAUAGGAUCGCUCUGGAUCUCUGAGGAUCUCUGAGGGUCUCUGAGGAUCUCCGUUGGUUCCAGAACAGAAAACAUGAGGAACAUCGAGAGCUGCUGAUCAGUGACAUCAUUUCACCUGUCUGAUGACAUCACAACCUGACAAUGAUGUCAUUAACAUAGUGGACUGUAUCUGAUGACAUCAUCAGCCUUCAGGAUGUCCGGUAACUGGUCCAUCCUGAGACUGUCAUCACUGGCUCCUCCCACCAGCACCGAAACCCCGCCCCCUCCCAACACCUCCCAGUUCCCCGCUCUCUCAGACUGGGAGGCUCCCGGCUUCACCCGCGCCGCUCAGGUGCGAGUCGGUGCCACCUUUGUCCUCUUCCUGUUCGCCGCCUGCAGUAACCUCGCCUUAUUGGUCAGUGUGUGGCGUGGGCGGGGUCGGCGGCUGGCGUCUCACCUGCGGCCGCUGAUGCUGAGCCUGGCGUCAGCUGACCUGAUGAUGACGUUUGUGGUGAUGCCUCUGGACGCCGUGUGGAACGUGACGGUGCAGUGGUACGGAGGGGACGCGCUCUGUAAGCUGCUCUGCUUCCUGAAGCUGUUCGCCAUGCACGCCGCCACCUUCAUCCUCGUGGUCAUCAGCCUCGACCGCCAGCACGCCAUCCUGCACCCGCUGGACGCUCUGAGCGCACAUCACAGGAACCGACGCAUGCUGCUGCUGGCCUGGAGCCUCAGCCUGCUGCUCGCAUCACCACAGAUCCCGUGCUGCUGGUCGCGUGGAGACCUGAUCCAAACUGACCCUGAGAGGCAGAGCGGGGGAGGCGGGACCUCUGAGAUGAGGGGCGGGGCCUCUGAGAUGAGGGGCGGGGCCAGAGGAGCGCAGACUGACGUGGGGGUGAGAGUGACCCUGAGGUCAGCUGGAGGGGGAGAGGGGGUCCCAGCUGAGGAGCGCGUGGGUUCUAAAUGA
This is a messenger RNA of Notolabrus celidotus (New Zealand spotty), 1404 nucleotides long. Its product is annotated as gonadotropin-releasing hormone II receptor-like. The transcript is spliced from 4 exons. Lineage: Eukaryota; Metazoa; Chordata; Actinopteri; Labriformes; Labridae. Bases 634 to 1404 code for a protein of 256 amino acids. Gene Ontology annotation, cellular component: membrane. The record is from RefSeq and is a predicted model, not a curated record. Gene Ontology annotation, molecular function: gonadotropin-releasing hormone receptor activity; peptide binding. Gene Ontology annotation, biological process: G protein-coupled receptor signaling pathway.